GAUUUAUUUUGUUGUUCAUCCAAUGAAAUAAGAACCAAAAAACAACCCCACCAUCAACGGACCUUUUGAUCGAUCAAGGAAUCUCAUCUUUCAGUCCGAACAGAUUGAUAGCCGUUGGAUUUGAUGACUCUUAUUUUGACAUGUCACCGGCGUUAAUAGACCCUGGAGUAGCAGCUUCUUCAGCACCUUAUGGUCAGGUUUCUUAUGUUCCUUUUGCAUUGAAUUCGUUUGGGUCUUUUUCUGUUCAUCGAUCGGAAUCUUCACUAGAAACAAUGAACCCAUCUUCUAUUUUUGGUUUUGGAGGUGAUUUUAAUUCUGGGUUUUCGAAUUCGACCCCGAAUAAUCCCGAUUUUAGCUUCAAUACGCCUUCCUCACAACGACCAUCGGCCGGCCAUGCUAGACCAAGGCUUGUCAAAAUUAGAAAGCAAUUGAAUUCCGGUAAUUUGAAAUCUUCAGGCAGUUUAGAAACUCGGGUAGGACCUGGUUUCAAUCCGUUUCCGCCUGUUUGCAAUGUUCCCGGCCGUAUCCCAUCCGAUGGGAGUAAUUUGGGUGGUAACUUAGAGUUAGAGGGAGGAGUUGCGGAGGAAAUGAGAAGUUUGAGAAUUGGGAAGAGUUUUGGUUUAAAUGAUCAAAGUUUAGUUUCGAAGCUUCCGGAUGAUAUAAGGAACUUGAACAUCCAUGAUGGUUCUAAGAGUGAUCAGAGCAAUGAGAAUGAUAGCAAUGUAGGUAGUUAUGUUGGAAGAGGUGUGGAAAGCGAAAACUUCUGAAUGAGUUGCAGAGCAAGUUGAAUAUUAACAGCAGUGAGGAUGUCAAUGGUGGGAGUAAGAAGGUAUUUACAGGCAGAAAAGGUA
Hibiscus syriacus is the source of this 851-nucleotide messenger RNA. RefSeq lists its product as uncharacterized. The transcript has a single exon. The record is from RefSeq and is a predicted model, not a curated record. Lineage: Eukaryota; Viridiplantae; Streptophyta; Magnoliopsida; Malvales; Malvaceae. Bases 141 to 767 code for a protein of 208 amino acids.